Molecule: messenger RNA, 219 nt
Organism: Arabis nemorensis
Lineage: Eukaryota; Viridiplantae; Streptophyta; Magnoliopsida; Brassicales; Brassicaceae
Source: the annotation of a GenBank genome assembly
AUGUUGAGGAAACAUGCAAUGUCGUUAUACCGUGCAGCGGACAAAUAUGAGAUUCCUUAUUUACGGGACUUGUGUAGGAACCAGCUUAUGUUGUCUAUAAACGCUUCGAACGCUAUUGAAAUUCCCGAGCUCUCAAAAGUGCCUCUCGACAAAACCCUCCACGAAUUUGCUACCAAUUAUAUCGCGUCCCACUUGUGUAAGGGUUUUUCCGUUAGGUAG